Molecule: messenger RNA, 727 nt
Organism: Stegostoma tigrinum
Lineage: Eukaryota; Metazoa; Chordata; Chondrichthyes; Orectolobiformes; Stegostomatidae
Product: protein FAM162B-like
Exons: 4
Coding region: 30-560 (176 amino acids)
Source: RefSeq, a predicted model, not a curated record
ACUUUUGUUUAAAUAGAUGACUCCGGUGGAUGAGAGCGCGGACAGCGGCUCCAGUGAAGAUGAUGCGCGUUGUGCUCGCUCGGAGGAAAAUCAUCUCGGCUCUGGGUCACUUGUACGGCACAAAAGUGAUAGAAAGGCGGACGCUGCUCACAAAAUGUGUGGUAAAUUCCGGGGCAGCUUUUGCAAACGAUUUGCCACCCCUCUGUGUGAGAGGGAUUCGCGCAGUUCAUGACACCCAAAAAGUUCCAGGAUACAGGCCCACAAAGUUUGAUAGAAAGAUCCUUCUCUGGGCUGGUCGCUUCAAGAAUGAGGAGGACAUCCCUGGCAUUGUGUCGUUUGAAAUGCUGAAUGCAGCAAGAAAUAGGGCACGAGUCAAAACCUGCUACAUCAUGAUUGGCUUGACUAUUCUAGCCUGUUUCGCUAUGAUCGCAUCUGGAAAACAGGCUGCUGAACGACACGAAUCGCUUGUCAGCCGGAACCGAGCAAAAAAGGCAAAAUGGAAAGAAGAAGCUGAACGAGAGCAGACAGCUGCAGUGGCUACUGCCAAUACAAAACAGUGAUACUUUCACUAAAAGGAAACUGUACAACUUAACCAUAUAGCUUGCCUUCAAACUUCCCUCCUGUGUGAGCAUAACAAAAACAAAUUCUCAUCCAGACAAGGCUCUCCAUCGCAAUGAGAAUGCUCUAUUAAUACUGGGUGGCAAAAAAAAGCUGUAAACAAACAAAA